AUGACGCCAAUGCUGUCGACGGCUUUCGAACUGGUGGACUCCCGGCUUUUGGCAUCGGUUUCUGGCAACUGGCAACUGGCACUGGCAACUGACUGGCACCUGACUGGCAACCGCAUCUGUCGCGAAUGGCUCAACUCCAUUCGUGGUGCCCCCGGUGGCAAGCUCAAGAUGACCCUCGGUCUCCCCGUCGGUGCCAUCAUGAACUGCUGCGACAACUCCGGCGCCCGCAACCUGUACAUCAUCUCCGUCAAGGGCAUCGGCGCCCGCCUGAACCGGCUACCGGCCGGCGGUGUCGGCGACAUGGUCAUGGCCACCGUCAAGAAGGGCAAGCCCGAGCUGCGGAAGAAGGUCCACCCGGCCGUCAUUGUGCGCCAGUCCAAGCCGUGGAAACGCACCGACGGCGUGUUUUUGUACUUUGAGGACAACGCCGGCGUCAUUGUCAACCCCAAGGGCGAGAUGAAGGGCUCGGCCAUUACGGGCCCCGUCGGCAAGGAGGCCGCUGAGCUGUGGCCGCGUAUUGCCAGCAACUCGGGUGUCGUGAUGUAA
Messenger RNA from Sporothrix schenckii 1099-18, 546 nucleotides. RefSeq names its product large subunit ribosomal protein L23e. Gene Ontology annotation, biological process: translation. The coding region runs from base 1 to 546 and encodes 181 amino acids. The record is from RefSeq and is a predicted model, not a curated record. Lineage: Eukaryota; Fungi; Ascomycota; Sordariomycetes; Ophiostomatales; Ophiostomataceae. Gene Ontology annotation, molecular function: large ribosomal subunit rRNA binding; structural constituent of ribosome. The transcript is spliced from 3 exons. Gene Ontology annotation, cellular component: ribosome; cytosolic large ribosomal subunit.